AGCCAAUAAAAUGGAAGGGGUAGACGCAGUUCUUCUUGAACCACAGCAUCGGUUCUGUCAUUCAUGUCGGGGGCAUGUGUGGGGGACAAUUUGUGGGUGUGUCACUCCUCCGUACACUGAAUUUAAGAAAUAUACCACCUUGCCGUACAUCGAAAAUCAAAAGUACACUUUCGGAAGCAAGUACACCUCCAGGGAGGACCAAGGCGAGUUCAUCUUUGUCCAGACCAAGAAAAACCCCGGAAAUUUGGCCGAAAUUACAUGUUCAGGGGGAAAUUACUGGAUCACACCAGCCGGCAAACGAGUUGUUUUUGUCAAUGAUAACCCGUUGGAGAAAAACUGUCGCACGAGACUCAACUAUGGAGACAAGAUCGCUUUACUUGGCAAAGUUCGACCGAGACGUGGACCGGGGCUUGCGACUAAACCUGAAUCUCUUGAUGGAUUCUUUGUAAUUAAAGAAGGUUAUCGCGCUAUUGGAUGGCAAGAGGGAGAGGAUGAUUCGUGCACGUCAGAGGACGAGGAUCCAAGAAUGUCAGAUGACGAAAAUUCGAACAUGUCAGAUGACGAGGAGAACGUAGCCGCCUUCAAGGCGUUACUAUCUUAAUAAUAUGGAAAUUGCAAUUAUUUUGCAAUUUUCAACCAAUUGGAAAAUUGGGGUCAGAAAUCAAGGCAGCGGCCAAACUCUAGUUCAAAAUUAUUUUAAAAAUUAUUUCCAGUCAUUUUAAACCAAAGGUUCAGUCACAACAUGAAUAUAUCAAAAUUUGCAAAAAAUUCGCACAUUUUGGCAUUUAUCUCGAAAACUGGCUAAGCGCCCCCUAUUUUUAUUACGGAUUAUUGAUCUACUCAAUUUUACGCAACUUUUAAGGUAUCUAACUUGAAAAUCGUUAGAGCGCGAAAAAAACACUAUUUCAUUGUAUAUAUCUAUCUUAAAAAUAGAAAAACGUGCAAUUGUCAAAAAAUUUUGAAUAAAAAAUUACACUGUUGAAUACACA
This is a messenger RNA of Folsomia candida, 989 nucleotides long. RefSeq lists its product as uncharacterized. NCBI's taxonomy places the organism in Eukaryota, Metazoa, Arthropoda, Collembola, Entomobryomorpha, Isotomidae. The transcript is spliced from 4 exons. The record is from RefSeq and is a predicted model, not a curated record. The coding region runs from base 11 to 601 and encodes 196 amino acids.